This is a messenger RNA of Ooceraea biroi (clonal raider ant), 7227 nucleotides long. RefSeq names its product Nuclear factor I (gene NfI). NCBI's taxonomy places the organism in Eukaryota, Metazoa, Arthropoda, Insecta, Hymenoptera, Formicidae. The record is from RefSeq and is a predicted model, not a curated record. Gene Ontology annotation, cellular component: nucleus. Gene Ontology annotation, biological process: regulation of transcription by RNA polymerase II. Gene Ontology annotation, molecular function: DNA-binding transcription factor activity, RNA polymerase II-specific; RNA polymerase II cis-regulatory region sequence-specific DNA binding.
CUUCCUCGAGGGCGCGGAAUCGUACGCGCGCGAUCAAAUCGCCAAGGACGACAGGAGCGACCGGAGAUCUCUUCGAAGCUUCGACACUUGGCGUGACUGUGAUACACUCUCCGAACUUUAUCCGAUCACGGGAAUUCACGAGCAAGAGCUCGUUCGAUCCACGUUUUCUCGUUCUGGGAAACUCGCGAGGACAAUCGCGCAGUACUGUCGCGGCGCGUAACGUUCCUUCGCCCCGAGAGACGUGUAACUAGCGCGCGUCUGAUUUUUACUCGGAUGUCUCGAGAAUUCGGAAAAUUCGGGCGCCAUACGCCUCAACGUACUAGCUAAGUACGGAUUAUUUCCUCCAUACGUCUCCAUAGUAAUCGUCGGAACGUGAGAGUUUUCAACAUUGAAGCGCAUCGUGUUAGGUGGACAACGAACGCGACGUGGAGCAACGUCGAGCGGUAUUCGGCAGUGUCGAGCGAUAUCAAACGACGUCAGACAGCGGCGGAGUCGUAACCGGCUCCAGCCUGGCUCUCGGACAACGUCCAGAUUACUCAUGUUCAUCCCGGAUACACUGAGAAGCUGCAUGGUGGAACCGGAUGUCUCGACUUAUCUGCAAGCUCCUUCCGUCGGACAGGUGCCUAAACCGAGCAUUAAACGUUUUUCUUUCAGUGUUUCGUCGUACGUUAGUUUAUGAUCAACCUGACCAAUCUGUCGUGCGUCGUGCUGCGCGCGCGAGAUGCGAUUAUUUUGUAUGUACGCGAUAUACGCACGCGCACAUACAAUAUAUAAGACUUUGUCAAUUAUAGCAAUUCUAUCAAUUAUAGCAUUUUCGAGAAAUACAGCGACGACUCCCGAUUCAGGCAAGGGUGUUUCUUGUCUUUACGAUUAUCUGUUUUUAUUACUUUUUGCAAGAAAAUUUCCUUUCUCUUGGAAAUAAAAUUCUCGUUCGUAUUUAAUUAUUCUAAAAGAAAAAGAAAAAACCUAAAUUACAUAAUAUAUAAAAUAAAAUAAAAUAUCUUGACGAGAAUCAUCGCGUGUCAAGUCACGUUUACUUUUUUUACUCUCAUGUAUUUCAUGUUUCAUUCAGAGUUAAAAAUGUACCAAAAGUGAGAGAAGCAGUGAGAAAAUGAGGAAAAGAAGAUACGGAAUGGCAACUUUGUGCCAUUCAAUAAGAAACAUUAUUAAAUGAGCAAAGUCAGGAAAAUUGAAGAGGCAAGAGUGAUGAAAAUUGUUUGGUGUUUCAUAGUGUCGCCGUCGCGUCGCGUCGCAUCGCGUCGGUUCGAGGGCAAAUCUAGUAAGCUAGGACAAGAGCUAUUAAUAACUGUUUAGGGUGCCGUACCUGGCCGCCGCGCGCGCGGUACCGUCCGCGUCUCGACGACCGGCGUCUCAGUGUCGUCGCGACGACCGACGUUGUGUCCGGCGUUCCGUUAUCGGUGACAAACCUAGUUGCGCUCGAUCUUGACGAACGAAACGUACCGGUACCCAUACGACAGCCACCCAUAAUACGGAUGUACAGUAUAGAACACAGCGUUACGAGAACAGUGCCGCGAGCAAGAUUUCUGGCAUUGGCAGCAGCUUCAACGGUGUGGAACUGUCAAAAAUGAAAGAGAUAAAUAGGCAUAUUGGAUAAUUGGAAGACACGCGCGAAUAAGAAAAAGUAGCAGUGCAGGAAUUGAGGAUUAGUUUGAAGAUUUCCAUUCAUCACUCUUGCGCCUUCGAUUGAUCGUACAAGCCGAUCGAUAGAUCGUACCUGAAAGUUGAAUCGCGAACAAGUUAAAUCUUCUCGACACGAGAUCGGGUCCGUACAAAUGAGGCCGCGAGCAACCCGCAACUGUGCGGUAGAGGAGUAUCGAGAUCUUUGCGAUCGAUACUACGAGAAUCGUUGCUUUUGACAGCUGGACUCUGACAAGAAGGACGGACGGACGAUAGUGUGCUACAGCACCUGCAGUGUUUGCGAAUACUCAAUGGAUGAGUUCCAUCCAUUUAUCGAGGCCCUUUUACCAUUCGUGAAGUCCUUUUCGUACACAUGGUUCAACCUACAAGCUGCCAAGAGACGUUACUAUAAGAAACAUGAGAAGCGGAUGAGCUUAGAAGAGGAACGUCAGUGUAAGGAGGAACUCCAGAACGAGAAAUUGGAAGUAAAGCAAAAAUGGGCCUCGCGACUUCUUGGCAAAUUGCGGAAGGAUAUCACGCAGGAAUACCGAGAGGACUUUGUAUUAAGCAUUACGGGAAAAAGACCAGCGAUGUGUGUCCUGAGCAAUCCUGAUCAGAAGGGAAAAAUGCGUCGAAUCGAUUGCCUUCGCCAAGCGGACAAGGUGUGGAGAUUGGACCUAGUCAUGGUCAUCCUUUUCAAAGCAAUUCCGUUGGAAUCGACGGACGGAGAACGAUUAGAGAAGACCGCGGAAUGCGCGCAACCAGGACUAUGCGUCAAUCCUUACCACAUCAAUGUUUCCGUCCGGGAACUGGAUCUUUAUCUCGCCAAUUUCAUUACGAGUCACGAGGUUCUGAAUGGUAUCUGCAACGCUAGCAAAGAAGAGGAUAGACGUCGAAAAGGUACAGGAUACCAUGAACUGUAUAAUGGUGUUGUCUGCAAUGACACGAUCCUUGCGACAGGUGUCUUCAGCUCCAAAGAGCUCUGGAUGCUUUCAAAAGCGUCCAUACUGCAUGACCUCAGCGACAUGCAGCCUCAAAUAAACGCGAUCAAAAUAGAGCACCCGCCGUACUACUGCAGCAGCUACACCCCUCCAUCCGCAGCCACGACCGCGGAUCACGUUCAGCCGGCGGCUAGCUUCAGCCCACCACCGGUUCAUCAACUAAUAAGGAACGAUAAGACUGAAAAGCCGCCAACAGUUUCGGUUUCAAGCGCACCGACAUUUUCAUCGGUUCUUAGACCAGAAGAUGGACAUCGUGGAAUAGAAUCACCUCAUUCGCAAACGGGAUUGCACUCGCCUCACGAAGGACUGACCGGUGGCUCUGGUCAAAGCAUGUCUGGACUCGCUUACUAUCAGCCGGAACAUCCCGGAGCUACGGGGGUGGUAAAAUACCCUGAGAACGGACAUGAUACUCUUUCGGAUUUUGUGACAUUUGUCUGUCAAGAAGCGGAAAAUACCCAGCAACUACCUCAGACUCAGUUGCCCGGGCCACGUACCGGUAUACAAAAAUUUCCGCAGUAUUAUCCGAGUUCAAUGUUACCGCCACCACCACCAGCUCCUAUGGCCAGACCGGUAGCAAUAAUAAGAUCGACGGGUGAAUUAGCGACAACUGCUAAUUCGCCGCCAACAUCAUCCACAUCACCAACAGAUCCAGCUGAACUAGGUCCUAAUCAGGAACAAAUGGCCGCAGCCUCGGCGACAGUCGGUCUGGUUGGAUCUGCAUGUCAGAAUUCUGUUGAAUCUGCUGGACGCAAGAGUCCUGCUAGAAUUCUCGUUACCCCACAUACUAGCAGGGAAUAUACGUUUGCUCAUUUUCACUCGCAACCCGGACAGCAAAUUUUUACGUAUCCGAGCAUCAGUUCGAUGUCUGGUGUAAUCUCGCCAACUAAUUUGUCCCUGUUUUCAUCUCCUGUGUCGGUUACAAGACCGGUAGCUACCCAAAGAUCAGUCUCUAAUGUUCCACCGCGUUGGAAUACUGCGCCAUUUAUCAAUCUAGAAGAUGAUUAUAACAUGAUCGCACCGAUCAUCGCUGGGACCACUAGCGAGCCACCAACUGCUAUGGAAGAAGAACGGUAUUUUCAUCCUGUGCAUACGAGUGGUGUAGUGGAUAAAAAUGGCAGUAGUAAUCUAAUGGGCAACGAACUUGGAGUAAACACAGAUCCUGCGUCACAUCAUCAUCAGCAGCAACAACAUCAACAUCAGCAGCAGCAGCAGCAGCAGCAACAGCAACCCCCAACACCACAACAGCAACAACACCAGCAGCAGCAGCAGCAAUCACAGCAACAAUCAUCUUCACAACAACAGCAGCAACAACAAGUAAUGGCAGAUAAAUCUGGUGGACCUAAAUCUCCUCCGUGACAGUGGAAUCCGCGAACAGAAAGUCUCGAGACACUCGUAAACUCGUCGCGUUUGUCCAGAUCAGUAUACAAUAUCGCGUAUGAUAAUUAUUCCGAAGUUAUAAACGAAGUAAGCUUGGAGAAUAAUUGUCAUGGAGCUGUGCCUCGUAUUCCACUACGUGAUUUAAACUUACGGAGACUAGAAUAUUUAAGAGUUCGAUCUUAAUUUAUCUUUAUGAAUCAAGGAUACUAGAUACUCUCCACAGAGUGUGGAAUCCAGCAAAAAUGAAGGGAAUCCAUUGAUUUAUAUUUGUCAAAAUAGAUUGGUACGAGAUGUAAAGUUUCACAUAUUGCGAUAGCGCGAUAAAACAUGAAGGUAUUCUCUCUACAAUAUAUUUAUAUCGUGGUAGAAAGAGAAUACGCGACGCUUGGAAUAAUCGUAAACUGAGGUCGCCGUACAUGACUCAUUCUGUUUGAUUGACCAAAAAGUCCGCACGUACUUUUUUAGCAAAAAUUUAAAAUUAAUACAAAGUAUUGCGUUUGAAUUUUACUAAAAACUCCGCACGGACUUUUCGGUCAACCUAAUAUUUGAGAAUGAAAGAUUGCGAAUUAUAUGUUGUCACUUGUAACAAAAUGGAACGGUGUACAACGUAAAAAAUGUAAUGUAUUUAUAGAAGGACAUAAGUUUUGUCAAAAUUGAUACGAGUAGAUCGAUACAACAUGACUUAUAUACAAUAUUAUUUAAUAUUUACACAAUAUUGUUGUCAAUUACGUUUUUAUCGAUAGAUACGUCACUCACACGAUCUUCAGAUAAUGGCCUGAAUCAUUCUCUCUCUCUCUCUCCCCCCCCCUCUUCCCUCGUCACCUUCCUUUUCUUCCUCUCUCCCACCUUUCUCCCCAUCUCUCUCUUUUUCGUAAUAUUCUAUGUACAUUUCUAUAUAAUAUUCUCGAUAUACAUUUUCCUGCUUCUUUUGCGACACAAGUUGUCUUCUGCAUAUAUGCACCACUUAAAAUAUUUUAUUGAAUUUUUGUAUAUAUUGAAACGCAAAGCAGUAUACAUAUAUUAGUACAUCAUUUCAAGCAGCUAAAUUUCUCUAUUUGCAAUUUAUGACAAUUUUUUUAUUGUACUGGCUAAAUAUAAAAAUGGCUAAUAUAAAAAGUAAAAAGAGUCAAAUUUUUCAAAUCUAUUGUUAACUCGCUUUUUGUGUUCAAAGAAACAGCGGUUGAUUUCUUUUAUCUAUCACUUAAAUGUUCUCGACGUUUUUCUCGAGAUUGCACUCAUGUUUGGUGUCUAAACUGCAUGGCACGUUAGCAAUUAAUCAGAAAAUUAGUAAUUAGCAUAUUUAAAAAUUACUUCUAUAGGAUAUAUUAUGCAUCGAAUAAUGAAAAAAGUUAGAUAAUGUCAAGAUUUUGAUACCUCUAUUAUAAGCAACAUUUUUCGCUGUAAAUGUAGUUGCUGAGUUUUAUAUUUUAUCAAGCAAUAUACAUUUUAUAUUAAACGCGCGUACAUAAUGUACGUUUGACAUACAGCGAGAACAAUAGACUAAAUCAAUGAGUGUAUGCGUCGUGUCGAGAGUUAAUUACUUAUUCUUAUAUAAUAAGGAUAAAAUCGGCUUUUUCUUUCAUAUACUGUUGAAUGAUACAUCCUUCCAAGGUUUAAAAUCGCAAUAGCAAUGCGAUAUAAUAUUCUUCCAGUGUUUAUAUUAUAAUAAAAAGCUCGUUAUUUUCAUAGCAAAAUUUUUUCGCGACAUGCGCGAAUAUGUUUUUUUAAUAAGCGCAAGACCGUAAUAUUUUGUAUAAAUGAUAUUUACAUUUUCUAAUCAAUGGUAAUAAUGAAGAAAAGCGUAAGAGCAGGAAUUUUCUUCGACUGCAUAAAAAUAUGGUAAUAACGCGUUUACUUAGUAGACGUGUGCGCAAAGAAAAAGAAAUACUUUUCUUCUUAUUGUAUGAAAAUUUUUAGAAAACUCUUUACUAAUUCCAUCCGCAAGCUUCGAUAUUUUUACAUUACCUUUUUACACUGGAAUAAACAAUAAUACACCGCGUUCCUGUGUUGGCGAUUAGUUAUAUAUUCUGUACGGAUAUCUCGAAUUAACGUUUAUCUCUUUACCUUCUAAAAGAUUAUUCAAUGAUUAUUUCAUUCGCUUUUACUUUCACAUUUUUUAAUUAUCCACAAAUUAAUUUUUCUAGAAAGUCGCGAUUUACCGUUACGAUAGUGCAACGGCAAGUGCAUACAUACGACGAGAACAAAUAAGAUUUUGCGUGACUAAACAAAACCUUGCAUUUCCUAUAUCGCAACGAUACGCACGAAUUAGUCGUUUAGAAGAAAGGAUUUUUUAGCUAUUUAUGGAUUUUGCACAUUAAACAAGUAAACCAUGUAAAGAGUUUUCCGUGCCAAUAAAUUAAUAUGCAUGUGCGCCAUUUUUAUUAUAGUGAGAGUAAUAAAUUAAAGAAUUUUUAAAUUAAUUACUACGAGAAAAAUGUCGAUCGUGACAAAUUGUCGCAUCAAGAAGACCCAUUGUAUGCGAGUUUGCAAGUAUGGAACGAUGGGCACCUGCUAAACAUAAGCGUAGCGUCAUUGCAUAAUGCUCAAGUUAACAUAAUAAUUAAUAUUAUAAUAAGAAAUAACUAGUAUGAACUAGUCAUCAGAGGCUGCUAAUUAGAGACAUGAUGGAUAUUUAAAAUAUAUUACAUUUAUUCAAAUAAUAAGCGUUUGAUUAUUUAGACGUAUUAUUAAUGUCACAUUAAAGAGAUAAUGAUGUAGACAGUAGUAUCAUGCCAACAAAAAUAAGCAGGUAUGAUUAACGCAAAAUUCAAACUUUGUACAAAGAUUUCACGCAAUAAUAUAUCUUAAAAGGAAUGUAUAAAAUAAGAAAUUAUUGUUGUUAUAUUGCUAUUAUUGCUAUUAUGCUGUUACAAUUAUUACGAGCUUAAUUAUAUCGUUAAAAAUCCUCAGUUAAAUUACUAUUAUCUUUUUAUACACGCAACUCAGCUUGUAUAAGAUUACCUGAAUUCGCUUCCAUUAUCAUUUGUAAUAGUAAAAGAUGAGUAAUAAGAGCAUCUGAUUUGCAUAAGCGAUAUAUGUUAUUUAUUCUUAUGUGCGUCAUUUAUGUAAUAUAAUAUUCAAUCUUUUUAUUAUUAAAACCAUUUGUUAAGACAACCUACUAUGCAAUUGACAUCUCCUUUUUCAAUUCGUUUCUUUGUUCACGCAAUAUCUUCAAUUGCGACUACAAUUUAUAGACGAAAAAAAGAAAAAA